This is a messenger RNA of Rotaria socialis, 1239 nucleotides long. NCBI's taxonomy places the organism in Eukaryota, Metazoa, Rotifera, Eurotatoria, Philodinida, Philodinidae. The record is from the annotation of a GenBank genome assembly.
AUGUUAAACAAUGCGAUCAUAUCUAAUGAAAAAGUAACUCAAAAUCAAGCUCUAGAAUGGUGCCAACAUUUUCUAGGCGGUAUUUGGUCAACGAUUUCCAUUGACGAAAUGAUUUUGGAAAGAGUUCCCGGUGGUUUAUCGAAUUAUCUUUAUAGUUGUUCAUUACCUACUCAUAUUGAAACGCAAAAUAGUGAACCUCGAAAGGUUUUAUUAAGGAUUUAUGGUGAGGCACAUAGGCAGCAUCGCGCAACACUACUUAUUGAUACCGUAGUAUGUACGCUGUUAUCUGAAAGAAAAUUAGGUCCACGUGUAUACGGUAUAUUUCCAGAUGGUAGACUCGAGGAAUUUGUUGAAGCUGAAUCAUUGCUUGCUUCGGAGAUUCGCGAUGAAAAUAUUUCAAGGCAAAUCGCUACUCUUCUCGGUGAACUUCAUCAGAUUGAUAUGCCAUUAGUCAAAGAACCUAUAUGGUUAUUUAAUACGAUUGAAAGAUAUGUAUUGGAAACAACAUCGACGAUGAAUAAAUUGAGAAAUAAUGAAGAUCGAAAAAUAUUUCAAGAGAUUCAAUCCAUGUGUAAUUUUACGCAAGAAUUUAAACAACUGAAAAAGUUAUUAUCUACUAUCGAUAGCCCUGUGUGUUUCACUCAUAAUGAUUUUCAACCGGGAAAUAUUCUUCGUUUGAAAUCUUCCUGUGAUAGUUUUACUAUCAUUGAUUUUGAAUAUUGUUCAUAUAAUUAUCGUGGUUUUGAUAUUGGAAAUCAUUUCUGUGAAUUUAUGUUUGAUUAUAAAUCAGCUACAGAAUGGCCAUUUUACAAAGUUGAUUAUAGCCUUUAUCCAAAUGAAAAGCAACAAAUGAAUUUUUUAACGUCGUAUGUAGACACAUUAAUUAAUAAUCCAGAUAAGUAUACAACGACUAAUGGUUCACAUUCUAAUACAGUUAAUUGUAAUCCAACUGAAUUAGCAAGACAAAUAAUGACGGAAGCAAACUAUUUUGCAUUAGCUGCACACUUCUUCUGGACUUUAUGGUCGAUUCAUAUGGCUGUAUCAACAACAAUUAAAUUUGGAUAUUUAGAAUAUGCUCGAGCACGUCUAACAGCUUAUCAUUUACAACGUGAUAUGUUAACAAUGGCAAGCGAUAAUAAACUUAUUCAAGUGCCCCCUCAAUUCACCGAAGAAUUACUUCGAUCAAAGAAAAAUCCAUUUUAUAAAUCCUAUGUAAAAUCAAUUAAUAAAAUUAUCUGA